Molecule: messenger RNA, 2265 nt
Organism: Brassicogethes aeneus
Lineage: Eukaryota; Metazoa; Arthropoda; Insecta; Coleoptera; Nitidulidae
Source: the annotation of a GenBank genome assembly
CCACCCCGCUGGUAUGUCAUGUCUGUGUAUUCCUAUCGUAGUUGUUAAUUAGGAUAGUCUUAACGUUAGAUUUAACUUAAUUUUAAGUUUAGUGUAAGAAGUCUAUUUAAUAAUGGAAGAGUACGAAUACGGGUACGUAUUAAUUUUUGUUUAGUAAAAGAUUUGUUAUCGGCGUUCGGUGGUGGCGCCUAAAUCACUUUACGCAAAAUUGACGGAAGUUGUGUAGCUGCCAUUGCGGUUUGGUCGCUUCAUAAGUACGUGGUGUUUGUUAAAACGACCGGCUGUUAAAAGAGUGAGGUGCAUUUUUAUUUUUUUACUGAAUAUUAUGCGAAUGUUGAGAAUACCGCAAGAAGUUAUGGACGACGACGAGAAAGGUAAACUAUUUGUGGGUGGUUUAUCAUGGGAAACAACACAGGAUAAUCUACAGAGGUACUUCUCAAGGUAUGGAGAAGUCAUUGAUUGUGUGGUGAUGAAAAAUGCUGAAUCAGGUAGAUCCAGAGGAUUCGGCUUUGUUACUUUUGCAGACCCAUCUAAUGUAAAUGUGGUUUUGCAAAAUGGACCACAUACUUUGGAUGGAAGGACUAUCGAUCCCAAGCCAUGCAACCCGAGGACCUUACAAAAACCAAAAAAGGGAGGUGGUUAUCCCAAAGUGUUUUUGGGAGGUUUGCCAUCAAAUGUGACUGAAACGGAUUUAAGAAGUUUUUUCACAAGAUUUGGUAAAGUUAUGGAAGUUGUCAUCAUGUAUGAUCAGGAAAAGAAAAAGUCCAGAGGUUUUGGAUUUUUAUCAUUUGAAGAUGAAGAGGCUGUAGAUAGAUGCGUUAGCGAGCAUUUUGUCAACUUGAAUGGAAAACAGGUGGAAAUUAAAAAGGCCGAGCCCCGUGACGGUAGCGGCGGCAAUAAGAUGGGCGGCGCUGAUCCAUCAUCUGCUUGGGGCCCCCCACAACCGCCCAUGGGCAUGAUGCAGGGUCCCAAUGGACAGAUGGGAGGUCCACCCAUGAAUCUUGGGGCCCCGAUGGGUCCCAACAUGAUGCAGAGUUAUCAAGGAUGGGGCACCUCACCUCAACAGCAAAGCUAUGCUGGAUACGGUACUCCCUCAGGUCCUGGUUCAUAUCAGGGUUGGGGAGCUCCACCAGCGCCUCAAGGACCGCCACCCCAGUGGGGAAACAACUAUGGUGGCCCACCUCAACAACAAGGUUAUGGAUCUUACGGUCCCAAUGCCGGAAGCGGUGCGGCUAGCUGGAACAGCUGGAAUAUGCCUCAAAACAGCGGAUCCACAGGCCCAUCCGGGUAUAUUACAGGGGAUAUGUACUCGAGGCAGCAGUCUGGGCCCGGCGGUACACCGACGCCCAGCGCUGCAGCCCCAAACAUGUCCUCUAGCGGCGGCAACUCGAAGCCCGGGUCUGAUUACUCGAACUACGCCGGCUACGGAUCAUAUGCGACAGAUGCUAGCGGCUACGGAGCCCCGCCUCCCCGCAGCUAUGGCAGCGAUGCCGGUUCCCAAGUAGGAGGAUACUCUUCGCAGCCGCAGAACGCAGGUGCUAAACAUUUUAACGAUUAUAAAGAAUGGCCGAGUUCUUGACAACCUUUUGACUUGAUCUGUGCCGAGAACGCGCCUCCCGCCAUCACGCCAUCCUCGCACCGCCCCCUUACCGCCCAUCGUACUGUCUAUUACAACCGCAACGGCACCGCAGCCACAAAAAUAUAGGCCAAGCCGGCGGUGGGGCGGCGGACAUGCCGGACCGUAUGGCCGGAGUCGCGUUCAAGCACCUAAACGGCACUUUAAAUAACCUAACAAAUAAUAUGGGUGUGUGUUGUAACAGUUGGAAACGUGUUGGCUUGAUAAGUGUAAGAAGAGCCGGAGCCGGGAUGGUCACAUCGGUACUCGAUUAUUCUGAUUAGACAGACAUAUGAGUUGCCGCGACGUUGCCGUUGUUGGAGGUCGAUCUCCUCCCACUCCUACUCUCGCUACUCCUCUAGUUGUUGUGUGCGACAUCUGGCGGCGACAAAGGCGCUCGCCCUCUAUAUUUCUAGCUCGCUCGCUCUAAACACACGGUGUCGUCGUCGUCGUCGUCUUGUCCCACCCACCUCUUUCUACGUUUCUUUGCUUUUAUUUAAUUAUUUUAAUUAAUUAAUACUUUUAUAACAUCUAUCAAUUUUUAUUUAAUUAUUAUUGCAUAUUCCAUUAUUUAACUACACUGUCGGCCACAAUAUUUGCAACUUUCUACCUAAUAUUUCUCUAUUAAAUUAAAAAUUAUUCGUAUUUUU